This is a messenger RNA of Erigeron canadensis, 1515 nucleotides long. Its product is annotated as trimethyltridecatetraene synthase-like. Gene Ontology annotation, molecular function: heme binding; monooxygenase activity; oxidoreductase activity, acting on paired donors, with incorporation or reduction of molecular oxygen. The transcript has 2 exons. NCBI's taxonomy places the organism in Eukaryota, Viridiplantae, Streptophyta, Magnoliopsida, Asterales, Asteraceae. The record is from RefSeq and is a predicted model, not a curated record. The coding region runs from base 1 to 1515 and encodes 504 amino acids.
AUGGAGCAAUAUACCUUGGUUUCUUAUGCUGCAGCAGCAUGGGUAGCCAUGGUAGUGUUCCUCGUCUUCGGCCGACGUCGCAGCAAACUCAACCUACCUCCCGGUCCCAAAGCGUGGCCCAUCAUCGGUAAUUUCAACCUCAUAGGCGCUCUGCCUCAUCGUUCCACGCACGAGCUAGCUCAAAAAUACGGUGACCUCAUGCACCUCAAAUUCGGUUCAUAUGAUGUCGUCAUGGCAUCAUCCGUGGAGAUGGCUAAAGUCUUUCUCAAGACCAUGGACGCCAACUUCAUCUGUCGCCCAAAAACCGCAGCUGGCAGGUACACCACUUACAACUACAAAAACAUGAACUGGGCCCCUUACGGAGCUUACUGGCGGGAAGCCCGUAAAAUGUUUGUGGUGGAGCUGUUCAGCGCGAAACGACUGGAUUCGUUUGAGUACGUCCGAGUGGAGGAGAUAAGGUCGCUUAUGAAGACGAUUCAUCAGCAUUAUUCAGCGGCCGGCAAGGAGCUUGAGCUGAAAGAUAUAUUGUUGAAGGUGAACUUCAACGUGAUCAGCCGAAUGGUGUUGGGGAAUAAUUAUACCGACGAAUUGAUGAGCGAGGAGGGAUUUAAGAAGAUGUUGGACGAAGUGUUUAUACUGAACGGGGUGCUCAACGUUGGGGAUUGGAUACCGUGGUUGGCCUUGAUGGAUCUCCAAGGGUACGUUAAGAGAAUGAAGAAGGUGGCCAAAACCUUUGAUAUAUUUCUUGAGCGCAUGUUGAACCAGCGCGCUGAAAGGAGAAACGCCAAGGAUUUCGUUUCCGUGGAUAUGGUUGAUUUGUUGCUGGAUAUGGCGGAUGACCCCAACCGAGACAUCAACCUAGAUAUGGAAUGCGUCAAGGGACUUACUAUGGACUUGCUUAACGGUGGAACAGAGAGUUCAGCGGUAUCAGUUGAAUGGGUGAUGGCGGAACUUCUAAAGAAUCCAGAGAAAUUGGAAAAGGUAACGCAAGAGCUAGACCGUGUGAUCGGGAAAGAUAGAUGGGUGGAAGAGAAGGACCUGGUCAACCUUCCUUACGUCAAAGCAGUGAUGAUGGAGUCAAUGAGGUUACAUCCAGUGGCACCCAUUCUGAUUCCCAGAAGGACACGUGAAGAUUGUAAAGUCGCUGGUUACGACAUUCCAGAGGAUACCCGGGUGUUUGUAAACGUGUGGACGAUAGGAAGAGAUCCUAAGGUGUGGGAGAAGCCUGAAGAAUUCUACCCUGAGAGGUUUAUCGGCAAGGAUAUGGAUGUUAAAGGUAACAACUUUGAACUAUUGCCGUUUGGUGCGGGGAGAAGGAUGUGCCCUGGUUACAACUUAGGGCUAAAGGUCAUCCAAUCAACCUUGGCUAAUUUGAUCCAUGGAUUUAACUGGAAACUACCUGGUAACAUGACAAGCGAGGAUUUAGAUAUGCAGGAAGUAUUCAAACUGUCCACCCCCAAAAAUAUCCCACUCGUUUGUAUUGCUCAGCCAAGACUUCCACUUAAAAUGUACUAG